Messenger RNA from Lingula anatina, 1834 nucleotides. Its product is annotated as ectonucleotide pyrophosphatase/phosphodiesterase family member 7. NCBI's taxonomy places the organism in Eukaryota, Metazoa, Brachiopoda, Lingulata, Lingulida, Lingulidae. The record is from RefSeq and is a predicted model, not a curated record.
UACAACUCACAAAAAUGAAGCAAUUUGUGAUUUGUUUUGCCGCUUUGGUGAAUAUCUUACCAGUUAUCGCGGUUGUUCUGUCUCAGGAAACACAGCAGCUGCUGUUGGUAUCAUUUGAUGGUUUCCGCUGGGACUAUUUGGACAAAGUGGACACUCCGAAUUUCGAUCGAAUGGCCAGACGUGGUGUUAAGGCGAAAUAUAUGACCCCUGCGUUCCCCACAUUGACGCUCCCAGCGCACCACACCAUUGCUACAGGAUUGUACCCCGAGAGCCACGGAGUAGUUCAUAAUAUCAUGUAUGACCCAGACUUGAAUGAAACGAUAACCAGAGAAACAAGAAACGAAUCCAAGUGGUGGGAUACAGGGCCGCACCCAUAUGGGUUACAGCCAGGAAGAAAAAGCGCAACAUUCAAUUACUAUGGUGGCGAAGUAAAGAUAAAGAAUUAUACAGCAACGUAUUUUGUAAGCGAGGAUCCCGUAAACAGUAGUGUUACUCGAGAAGAGGGCGUAAAGGCAGCGAUUGCGUGGCUAACAGAAGGAGUAGCUUUCGUGGCUGUUCAUUUCAGCGAGCCGGACCAUGUUGGGCAUGCAUACGGUCCUGAUUCGGAUGAAGUUAAACAGCAGAUCACUAAUGCUGAUGAAACCCUUGGACGAUUGUUGGACAAGAUAGAAGCGUCUCAGCUGUCUAACAAAGUGAACAUCAUUGUAACGAGUGACCACGGUAUGGCGAACAUUUAUAGAGAUAAGAAGGUUCAACUCUACGAUUUCAUUAAUCCAGACGACGUAACCUAUAUUGUAGCAAAUUACGGGCCACUGGCUAUGAUUCUUCCAAGAGAAGGAAGGCUGGAACCUGUUUUACAACUGCUGCAGAACGCCAGUGUUCAUAUGAAAGUUUAUCGUAAGGAAAACGUUCCCAACAGACUUCAUUUUAGUUCGAACAACAGGAUAUUACCGAUCAUAGCUAUGACUGAGGACCCCUGGGAGAUAUUUACGGUAUUCGAUGGAACUAAACUCGAGGCUGGCGGUCAUGGCUUUGACAAUGAUGACGUUAAUAUGAGGACCAUUUUCCUUGCCGAGGGACCAUCUUUUAAGAAGAAUCUAAUAGUUGACCCAUUUGAAUCCGUGCAGCUUUACGAACUGAUGUGCCACGUAAUAGGCUUAAAUCCAGCUCCAAACAACGGGUCCCUUGAGGUGCUGCGUUCCAUGCUCUUAGACAGCGAGACAAAUGCCGCAGUUUUGGCUGGCACAGCAAACGCACUGGCUGGGUUCAUCGCAUGUGGGUUAAUUUGGAUACUGCAUUAAGCUACAGGGUUUUCAUUACCAUUCUUAUUUAUUUCUAUACAAGUCCAUUUUUACAAUGACUUUUACCUAACGACAUUUAUUCUAUAACUCUGGUACCAUAUCAAUUCAAAAAUAGAUUUACACAAAGGUUGACAUUUAGACAGUAUCAUCAUCAAUCUCCCUGUUCUCCAUUCUCUCUCUUUUUUUUUUAUCUCCCCGAGGUUUCAGCUGUAGCAUCAUGCUACCCAGAGUUACAGAGAGUUCAUUGCCAACAAACCUCUUUUAUCAGAAUGCAGUUAAUGCAAACGUCAGAUUCACGUUAAUAACAGAGAAUAAUGUUCAAUAAUUUUUGCCUUAUUCACGUUGUAAUGGAUGUCUCCAGCUGAAGAUCUUCAGUAAGCUAGGCUAGGCUACUAACUGAUAACCUGACCUGCCAGGACAAGGAAACUGCAACUCGAGACACGUUUUUUGUCAUAGAAAUCUUUUCAAUUAACGUUCAAUAAUCUCAUUUCUGCGACUGCGCUACAUGUGCGACAAAUGUCAAAGUACUUUAA